AUGGUUGACUUGAAUUCAGCAUUUGUGGUGACCUUGCUGGUAAAUACCAACAGAGGAGACUGUUGUGCAUCACAGAUAAAGGAGGCUGAGAUUCAUAUCAGGGACUCAAGAGAGGAAGGUAGCCCAUUGAACCCUAGAUGUGCUACAGUCGAGGCUACGGAGGUCGGGCAAACACUCGCAUUUGGCUGUGAAGGGGUGCAAGGUCAGUAUGUGACUGUGAUAAUCCCUGGGAGAGAAGAGUUCCUCUCACUCUGUGAAGUGCAAGUGCUUGGCCAGCCGUGGAUUUAUGUUGUUUCUAAUGUGGCACUUGAAGGUGUAGCAUCCCAGUCCAGCACCUUUAACGAAUAUGGAAACCCUGGCAAUGCCAUUGAUGGGUCUCCAUCCAGUGAUUACCUGAGUGUAAAAUGCCCCAUUCCUGAAGUGGCACUUGAAGGUGUAGCAUCCCAGUCCAGCAUCUAUGACAAAUAUGGAAACCCUGGCAAUGCCAUUGAUGGGUCCCCAUCCAGUGAUUACCUGAGAGGCAAAUGUAGUCACACGGAUUUAGAAAUUAAUCCAUGGUGGACACUGGAUUUGCAAGCAAGGGUUCAAGUGUUCAGAGUAAAGAUCACCAAUCGAGGAGACUGUUGUGAAGAGCGGAUAAACGGGGCUGAAAUCCGAAUUGGGAGCUCGCCGGAGAGAAGCGGCACAACAAAUCCCAGAUGUGCCCAGAUCGACUCCAUGGGCCCUGGGGAAACACGCUCAUUUGACUGUGAAGGAAUGCAAGGGCAGUAUGUGACUGUGACCAUCCCAGGCACAGGAAAAUACCUCACACUGUGUGAAGUCCAAGUGUUUGGUCUACCAGUAAAUUCUUCUGACCUCAUGCUCAAUGAAACUCUGGGCCCAAGGAUCCCCAAUGGAGCUCCUAAUGUAGCCCUGGGGAAAACAGCCUCCCAGUCUAGCACCAGAGAGAUUGAGGACAAUCCUAUGAGGGCCACUGAUGGAUCUUUAUUGAACCAUUUCCCGAGCCAACAGUGCUCACAAACACGCAGAGAGUUCCAGCCAUGGUGGACAGUGGAUUUGAGCAAAACAUUUAUUGUGUCCUCAGUGGUGAUCACAAAUCAAGGUGACUGUUACAAAGAGAGGAUCAAUGGUGCAGAGAUUCGGAUUGGGAACUCAUCAGAGCUUGGUGGGACACUGAAUCCCAGAUGUGCUACAGUUGAGUCCAUGGAGCUUGGGCAAACACUCUCAUUCGACUGUCAUGGAAUGCAAGGGCGUUAUGUGACUGUGACCAUCCCAAGGCGAGCUGAGUACCUGACUCUGUGUGAAGUGCAGGUGUUUGGUCUGCCAUUGAUUUUCCCUGGUGAGUACAAUGGGAACCUAGAACAGUGGUUUUUAAACCAUGGGUCGCGAUCCAUCCCAAAUGUAGCACCACAUGGUAUUGCCUCCCAGUCCAGCAGAUAUAUGUACUCCUAUAACGCUCAGAAUGCUAUCGAUGGCUCUUUAUCUGCCAACGCUUUGAUGGGACAGUGUACCCACACACAUAAAGAAUGGUCACCCUGGUGGAGGCUGGAUUUGAAAUCAGAGCAUAAAAUCUUCUCUGUUGCAUUAACAAACCGAGGAGACUGUUGCAAGGAUCGGAUAAACGGUGCUGAGAUCCGGAUUGGGAACUCUAAUGAACAAGGUGGAAUAAAGAAUCCCAGAUGUGGGACAGUUUUCCGCAUGGAUUAUGAGGAAACCCUCUCAUUUGACUGUGAAGAAAUGCAAGGGCGGUAUGUGACAGUGACCAUUCCUGGGCGAGCUGAAUACCUCAGUCUGUGUGAAGUGCAGGUCUUUGGUCUGCCUGUGAGUCCUUUAAGUCUCCUUGAAAAAGCCUUUAUUUUCCCGGAAGAAACAGACAAUAGCUAUGUUGUUCUGUCUCCAGCACAGCCCUUGAGUCUUGAAGCAUUCACACUUUGCAUGAAGGCGGCCUCAGAGUUACCGCCCAAUCGAGAAAUCAUUCUUUUCUCCUACCGCACCAAGUACUAUGAUGAACUCAAUGUGUGGCAAGAGUUUAAUGGCACUUUUAGUUUGUACCUGAGUGGUCCUGGAGUGCACUUCACCCUCCCCAAACUCAAUACCUUUGGGAGUCACAUGUGUGUGACCUGGGAAUCCAAAUCUGGUCUCACAGCCUUUUGGGUAAAUGGUAAAAGGAGCCUAAGAAAAGUGCUGAGACCAGGGCAUAGGAUCCAACCACAGGGCAUUGUCAUGCUGGGGCAAGAUCCAGACACAUUCUGGGGCAGCUUUGAGAAGGCCCAAAGCUUUGUGGGAGAAAUAAGUGACCUUUAUAUGUGGGACCAUGUCUUAUCACCCUCCAUUAUCCAGAAUGUUUACCUGGACCACUCAUUUCCCAAGGGAAAUAUUUUUGAUUGGAAAUCAUUAUCAUAUGAGUGUACGGGAAAUGUGAUCGUGCCAUCCAAACUGUAACUGAGUGUAAUGUGAA
Caretta caretta (loggerhead turtle) is the source of this 2458-nucleotide messenger RNA. NCBI's taxonomy places the organism in Eukaryota, Metazoa, Chordata, Testudines, Cheloniidae. The record is from RefSeq and is a predicted model, not a curated record.